UGCUCUGGAACGCUUAAUGGCUGUACUUAAUUCGACCAUUACAACAAUUAGAUGCAAGAUGAUACCAUCGACAUUUGAAGUAAUACUACUUCUUCAUCAGAACGAGAUUCCAAUUAAGUUCUCAAAUCGCAUUUUCGCGAGAAAAUGGUGGUUGUAAACGAAAUCCCCAGCUCCGACGCAAAAAGAGAGUCGCCGGUGGUGCUAAUGUGGGGAUAUCUUCCCGGAGCCACGCAACAGCGGUUGCCGCUGCUGUCGCCAACCGCCGUACCAUUUUUGGAAUCCGGCGAGUCGUGGAAGGACGUUUGUGGCGGUGGUUGUGGCUUCGGCUUGGCGAUUUCAGAGUCAGGGAAGCUCAUCACCUGGGGAUCAACUGAUGAUCAAGGCCAAAGCUAUCUGGCAGCUGGCAAGCAUGAGGAGACUCCCAAAGAAUUUUCACUUCCAACUGAGGCUCCAAUCGUGAAGGCUGCAGCUGGUUGGGCACAUUGCGCAACUGUUUCAGAUCAAGGGCACGUGUAUACAUGGGGCUGGAAAGAAUGUGUUCCAUCUGGUACAAUUUCCCGUAAUUUUAUUGCCGGGGUAACAGGUGAAGGCGAGGCUCCAGAGAAGCAAAUUUCAGUGUUGACCGAGCAAGGACACAAUCCAAUUAUGAGCCCACGGUCUCCAAGGACAAAAUCAGCUCUUAGCUUGGAAUCUCAUCUAGACAACACGAAAUCUGAAGGGGAACAGGCCAAGCGAAGGAGAACAUCACCUGCAAAACCAGAGUUAGAAAGUUCGAUACCUAUUGAUGAAACAUUUUCAGCCCCACCAUGUCUUGUGGCAAUGGAUCCCGGUGUGAAGGUUACAUCUGUUGCGGCUGGUGGGCGUCACACAUUAGCCCUAUCAGAUGUAGGACAGGUAUGGGGUUGGGGAUAUGGAGGAGAAGGCCAGCUUGGUUUGGGCUCGCGAAUAAAAUUGGUGGCUUCUCCACACCUUAUACCCUGCUUUGAGUUAUCCAUGAAUGGGAAGCAGAGGCCUCCUAUAAAUUCAGCAAAUCCUGUUCAAAAAGGGAGUGGAAUUGGAAGCUACAUAAAGACCAUUUCUUGUGGAGGUCGUCAUAGUGCAGUCAUUACUGAUUCUGGUACUCUCCUUACUUUUGGCUGGGGAAUGUAUGGGCAGUGUGGACAAGGGAACACCGAUGAUAUCCUGAAACCUACGGCUGUGGUCUCUUUGUCUGGCACAAGCAUUGAAGCAGUUGCAGCAGGGCUCUGGCAUACAAUUUGCGUAUCCUCUGAUGGUCGUGUCCGUUCCUUUGGCGGUAACCAGUUUGGCCAAUUGGGAGUUGGUACAACCAGUGCUGAUCAGGUUGAGACAUUGCCUAGGGUUUUGGAUGCUCCAAUUCUUGAAAACAGCAUGGCCAAAGCAGUAUCCUGUGGAGCUCGUCAUAACGUGUUACUCACAGAUGAUGGUAAAGUAUAUUGCUGGGGAUGGAACAAGUAUGGUCAGCUAGGUUUGGGUGAUGCAAUUGACCGAAGCUCUCCUGCUCCAGUUCCAUUAGAAGGUUUCACUCCUAGAAGUACAACUUGUGGCUGGUGGCACACACUGUUGCUCGCGGAAGGAUCAGCUUGA
Molecule: messenger RNA, 1605 nt
Organism: Oldenlandia corymbosa var. corymbosa
Lineage: Eukaryota; Viridiplantae; Streptophyta; Magnoliopsida; Gentianales; Rubiaceae
Source: the annotation of a GenBank genome assembly